UCCUCCCUGAGCUUCCCUAAGUUUGCUUCUCCAUACUUUCCCCCAAAUUUGCCUCCCAAGCUUCUCCACAAAGGAUCCCUCUAUAGUCUAUACCAACCUAGAAACCCACUAAACCCCUACAUUAAACCCAUCUCUCUAUCUUCAUCCCAAAUGGAUCCCAUAGAGUUACAAAAACUUCAACCCAUUAGCAAGUACAAGAAAAAACACUACUUUCUAAACACUCUCAUCUUUUACUCUCUAACUGUUUUCACUGGUACCCUUUUCUGCUCAAGCCCUCUCUGGUUUCCCUCUUUAUUCUCUUCCACAAAGUCCUUCCUCUUCAUCUCCAUCCCCAAAAUGAGAUCUUUCCUCUUAAAUCCCACUUGCUUGUUCAUUGUCUGCAACAUCAUAAUCGUCUUCCUUGUUGGAGAAUCUAAGCUGGUGGGCUCCUCCUCCUCUUCCUCUGCUGCCGAUAUCUAUGAUGAGUAUGUGAAGAGAAGCCAAAACCUUCAGAGGUUCUCUUCCCAGGAAGAGAAAAAGGAAUCAAGGAAAUUGGAGAUGCGUUUUACUGAAGAGACUACACAGAGGGUUCAUGAAGAUGGAGGAGGAGAAAAAGCAGAAGAAAGAGAGGACAUUUUUGAUGGAGACGAUUUGAAAAGAAGGGUUGAGGAUUUCAUUGCUAGGGUGAACAGACAAAGAAAGCUCGAAGCUGAACAAUUGAUCUGAUUUUGUUUUACUGUACAUGAGGAUUUGAGAAGGAAAAUUUUAAAUUUUAAACCCCAGCACUUCCUGCCCCAAAAACGAAUGGAGAAUGAAGAAAAGAAUCAAAAAGUAAUUCAUAAAUAAAAAUGACUUGUAAAAAUAGAAACAAACUUUUUUAUUUUCUAUUUUUAUAAAUUAGUAUUCAUGAGUGGUGUAGAUUCCAUGAAUAUUGGAAAAACAAUUUUUGUAUUUUA
Molecule: messenger RNA, 935 nt
Organism: Telopea speciosissima
Lineage: Eukaryota; Viridiplantae; Streptophyta; Magnoliopsida; Proteales; Proteaceae
Exons: 1
Coding region: 151-705 (184 amino acids)
Source: RefSeq, a predicted model, not a curated record